Perkinsus marinus ATCC 50983 is the source of this 1770-nucleotide messenger RNA. Its product is annotated as phytoene dehydrogenase, putative. The record is from RefSeq and is a predicted model, not a curated record. NCBI's taxonomy places the organism in Eukaryota, Perkinsozoa, Perkinsida, Perkinsidae. The coding region runs from base 1 to 1770 and encodes 589 amino acids. The transcript is spliced from 18 exons. Gene Ontology annotation, molecular function: oxidoreductase activity.
AUGAGCGACUUACCUCCGAACUAUGAGACGGCCACUUUAACGCCUGAGAUGCAUGAUGCGCGAAUGAAGUGGGCACGAUCAAAGUACGCAGCGCCUCGAACACGGACUCCAGUGUUCGUAGAGAAGGAAUACGAUAUUAUAGUAAUCGGUGGCGGUCACAACGGUCUGAUUACUGCUGCGUAUUUAGCAAAGGAGGGCUAUGAUGUACUCGUUUUGGAGAGACGACACAUCGUUGGAGGUGCUGCGGUCACGGAAGAGCUUUUUCCAGGAUAUAAAUACAGUCGAUGCAGCUACCUAGCUGGACUUCUCAAUCCCGGGAUAAUCAAGGAUCUAGACCUCACCAGAGAAUGGACCGGCGGGUUCAAAUACCUCUUGAGGGAGCCUGGAUCGAUAACGCCUACGCCUAUGAGCCAUCCUAUUUACAGAGGAAGACCGCUAUUAAUGUGGGGUGACCAGAAGAAGACUAUAGAAAGUAUCGCGGAGUUUUCACAAAGAGACGCACAUGUCUUUCCAUUAUACGAGCAGUUGCUCAAUGAGAUGCGUGAAGUGUUAGAACCGCUAAUGCAGGGACCUCCGAUGCGGCCAUCGGACACGAAGACUGUACGAGAGUUCGUCAACCAUUCGUUGCGGAUAAUGAAGACCGUGAAGAGGCUGACAAAACACAGCGAUGCUAUACCAGAUUUGUACGAGUUAUUCACAGGACCAGCGUCGCAGAUCUUAGAUAGGUGGUUUGAGACGGAUGUUCUAAAGGCAACGUUGGCGACGGAUGCCGUUAUAGGAAGCAUGGCGAGCCCAGCUGAUUGCGGGAGUGCGUAUGUUCUUCUCCAUCAUGUGAUGGGGAACGUAAACGGCCGCCAAGGAGUGUGGGCAUAUGUUGAGGGAGGCAUGGGUAGAAUAUCCAGCGCUAUUGCCGAACGCGCGAUGCAAGCUGGAGCUGUUAUAAUGACGGAUGCUCAGGUGAAACGUAUUACCCAUGACGGAAGUCGAGCGACUGGUGUGGAGAUGAUUGACGGCACCCAACUGCGAGCGAAGAUGUGUGUGGUAUCUAACGCGACUCCAUGGCAUACGUUCCUGGAGUUGCUGCCUUUGACAGACUCGGACCGGCCGAAGAGUCUCGGCGAUAGAUUUACUACCCAGAUACGAUUCACUGAUUACUCUUGUGGGGCUAUGAAAAUCAAUUGUGCCAUUGACAGACUCCCCCAGAUACCAGGAGUUGAUCCUGAGCAUCUUCAAGGGACCGUCCAUUUCGAGACAUCCCUCAGUCAGAUAGAAGUCGCCGCCCAAGAGGCACGAUCGGGUUUGCCAGCAACGAGACCUGUCGUUGAGAUGACUCUGCCUAGUGUGUUGGAUCCGAGUCUGGUACCGUACAGUUCUGGUCAUCAUAUUUGCCAGCUUUUCGUGCAAUACGCUCCUUACGAUGUAAAUCCCAAUCAUGGCUCUUGGGCCGAUCCGGGCUUCGUGGAACGUUUCGUCGAGAUGGUUUUCGGUGUGAUUCACGAGUAUGAUCCUAACUUUGCCAACUCGGUGCUUCAUAAAGAUGUUAUAACUCCACUCACACUCGAGCAUGAGUUCGGUCUCCAUAAGGGAAAUAUCUUUCAUGGUGCGUUGAUGCUGCAUCAACUAGGAUACACUCGUCCGAAUGCCAGGACUCCGCUGGAUGGACUGUAUCUUUGCGGUGCUGGAGCUCAUCCUGGCGGAGGAGUGAUGGGCACUCCGGGGAAGAAUGCAGCGCAACUGAUACUAUGGGACUUGGCGAAAAAGGCAAAGUAA